GAGAAAGAAAGAAAGAAAGAGAGAGAGAGAGAGAGAUGACGUUACGUGGACCGAGCUUUAAUUCUUCAAAUUCAACUUUGGACAGCAAAACUAAUUUUUCCCCCCGUGUGUGUGUGUGUGUGUGUGUGUGUGUGUGUGUGGCGCUGAUGAGCUCAGCAGGUUCAUGGACCUCCUGAGGCCUUGAGAUGGCGCCGGUUUUUUAUUCACUGGCGAAAUGAUGUUGCGCAAUCUGCUUUUCUCACCCACGGCAAUCAAUCAGAGCUCUUACUUCCAUUCACUGAAUUUCCCCGAGGAGAACGACGAAACCAUGAGCAAAAGCGACGAAGACUCUCUGAUCCGUUCGGACUCCGAGGUCUCCGAGGUGAGCGCUCUUGAACCUCAGCCUUUACCUGCUACGACUCAGUCUUCUCCCAGCAGGGCUCCUGCUUUCUCUGACUUCUGCAGUAGCAUGAACAGCAGCAUGCAGUCUGGCUACAGAGCGUACCAACCUCGUCUGGGUCUCCCGAUGGGCUACAACGCCCAGACGCCAUUCCCCAGCCAAGCUCAGAGCUCCUUCAGCACCCUACAGCCAGAUAAAGACCAAUGGGUUCAUUCCAGCUCGUUUUCAGGUGGAUUCUUCAGCAACAACCAUCCAUCUUGCCUUGUGUCUGGGGAUUACUGUUCUUAUCAGAGCAAGGCCUGCUGCUCGCACUCGCUGCCAGACGGCCAGAGCUCUGACCCUGCCAGUUUGGAGCAGCCUCGCUCACUGCACUCCAUCCCCAUGGAAUUAGGACAACACAGCUACUACCUGCCCCCCUGCUCCUCACACGGGGCACCGUGCUGCGGGCCGGCUCCAGGACACGCCUUCUGGAUGAAUUCCAGACCACAUACUGAUAUACGCUACCAUGUGCCGUACUCAUCUUCCUGGUCUCGGAACAGCAAGCCAUCCGACCCCGAGCUCAAUCCCAGGCACGAAUCCUUCCACCCUCAGCCGAAGAGCGUUUCCAGCACCGCGACCCUCUCAUUAGAGCAGAGGAAAGUGUUUGUGACUUACGAAGCCGACAACGAAAACCACGUCAAAGAGGUCAUCAAUUUCGUGGCACUGCUGAGACAUAACGGCUUCUACACCCACAUUGAUAUGUUUGAGCAGCAGUUCAGGAGCAUAAGUAAGAUUGACUUUAUGGAGAGGUACAUUACUGAGAAAGACUAUCUGAUCAUCAUCAUCAUCAGCCCAAAGUACUUUGAAAUCGUAACUAACGCUUCACUGUGCAUAGAGAACGAUGAAACACUCAACACUGUCUACAUCCACAAACAGUUACAGAAUGAAUUUAUUCAGAACGGGUGCAGGAAUUUCAGAUUCAUCCCCGUGCUGUUUCCUGGUGCCAAGAGAUGCCAUGUUCCUGCGUGGCUUCAGAACACACACAUCUUCGGCUGGCCCAGAGACCGAGACGACAUCCUGCGACGGCUAAUGCGAGUCGAGAAGUACAACCCUCCGCCUAUAGGGGAGCUGCCCACCAUCGUCUCCAUCCCCAUUUAGCGACCGAAGCAUGAGACAACGUUCACGAUGGAGUGUUACACCUGCGUUUAGAGCCGCAACCGGUGUUUAACAGGAAGUGGACUUCGAGCACAUUUAAACGGGGAUUUAACCUUGGAAGUAACCUAGUUACUUUUUAUACCUAUAUAUUCAUACAGAGAGAGUUUCUGUGGUGUGAAUGUGAGAAAGUGAGUAACAAUCACCCUUCGAUAAGUUCUUUCAUUCAUGCAGAAAUCACAGAAUCACAGCAGACACUGAGGCGGUGAUGUGUAAACGAUUCACUGAUAAUAACUCAAUUAAAUGGUUUGUGUUUCACAUUUUGUGUUCAUUUUGUUCUUUUUUGUUCACAAAGAAGGAAAACUACAAUUGUGUGAUUUGAAAAAGUGCAUUCAGGUCAGAUCUUUGAAUCCAACCCAUGUAAAGCAUAUCUUCAUGGAACUGACUGUGUGUACUGUGUGUCAUUAAAAUGUGACUCCAGUAAAAGUGUCCCUUUAAACAGUAAAAGUAUAAAAGUGUUUGCCUUCAAAUGUACUUAAAUAUCCAAAAUACUAUGAUUUAUUAUAACUAUAAUGUUCUUAUGAUCGUUUUUCUAUUAUCAAGACUCUUUGCUUAAUCAUCUCAGUUUAUGUGAAAAGACUGCUGACUGAAAGACUGAAAAGACGAAUGUUACAGUUAUCGUGAGCUUAAAACCUUCUUUUCAACUACUUCAAAAUAAAUCGUGUAAAUAAUCCCA
This is a messenger RNA of Silurus meridionalis, 2246 nucleotides long. It is a transcript of the gene traf3ip2l, whose product is annotated as TRAF3 interacting protein 2-like. The transcript has 10 exons. Gene Ontology annotation, biological process: positive regulation of canonical NF-kappaB signal transduction; humoral immune response. The record is from RefSeq and is a predicted model, not a curated record. The coding region runs from base 215 to 1516 and encodes 433 amino acids. NCBI's taxonomy places the organism in Eukaryota, Metazoa, Chordata, Actinopteri, Siluriformes, Siluridae.